UUCAAUGCGAACAGAACGUGGCUGGAAAUUUCGAAAUAUCUCACUUUAACUACACUCUGUGUUGGCAGUUUUGGCUAAGAACGGAAGUGUGCAGUGUAGCGGCAGUGAAGGUGGCCAAGAGUGGCAGACGAGUAAUUGAGAGUAGCCGCAAAUGCCGAAAAAUACACCAAAAUAAAUUAAAGAGUAAAAAACAACAACAACAAUAACAAUAAGUAAGCGUGCUUCGAAUGUGACCGGCAAAAUAUAACGGUGAAAGUGUAAUAAACAAGUGUGAGUGUGCGCGUGUGUUUUUGUAUAUUUACUGCCGUGCAUGUGUGUGCGCGUAAUACAAUUGGCAAAUAAUAAAGUUUGCGCCAAGUUUUGGCUUUAUUCGGUUUUAUUUGUGCGUCCGUCGAAAACGGAUACAAUCUCGAUCAAAUGCGGCCGAAAGUAAACACAAUACGGUUGAAUGAAAUAAGGAUGUAUAUAUACAGUUGUGAGGAUAACUAAAUAAAUGUAACAAAUAGACAAAAGCAGUUAUAAACGAAAGUGAAUCGUUGAAUUUGUCGACACGAACAAUAGCAAAGUGUCUAACAAAAGCCAAGUGUGGCAACAACUAGUUUGGUAACAACAAAUCCAACCGCCAAUCGGCUUAAAGGCUUGUUUUUGCUGUUGCUGUAGCAGCUUGUGUGUUUAUUAUGUGUUUGCGAAAAACACUGUUAUUUUCAAUACAGAAAUCGAUUUCGGCAUGCAAUACUUGCACUCUAUAUGCAAAUACUACUCUGUGGCACAUAAAACUAAUUUGCAACUGCAGCUCAACUAAUUAUGAAAUUAAUCUCGCAUGCCAGCGGCUACAUGCAUAAAUAAUUGCUGGCGACAACAAUAUUGCACGCUGCCUCGUGCAUUGCUCUGAACACAUUUCGAAAGGCACUAAAUUACGGUGAAUGAUAUGCAUACAUCUAUUUAUAAAUGGUUAUCAACAAUCUUUAUACUGCUGAUAUCAAUUCAGAGUAAAAAUUAGCUCUAUUUGACGUCCCAAAAUUUGAAUUUACAACGUACUCUACUGACUACCAACAUUUGUAUGACACGGCGUAUACGUAACAUUUGAAGAGUUGUUAUACCGAGCUGCUGAAAACCGAUAAUUCGCAGGCAAACAGUUAAAUAAACAGCUUCGAAUCGUAAAAUUAUGUCCUAGAGCAGAGCAAUCCAAAUAAAACCGAAAUUUGAACGAAAUCUGAGGCAAAUUAAAGGCGUUAUUACACGCAGUUACACAAAACUAACGCUGAUUGCGCGGCAUAUGAGUCAUGCUAAACCCAACAACUGCUUAACAAAUUCCAACAGCAACACUAUUUAUAACAGCAAUAUGCAAAAACAACUACAAUCAGCACAAAACACCGAUUAGUGGCUGCAAAAGGUGUGUCACACUCGCUCGUGCCGUUAUUAUUGCAUAAUAUCCGCCUCAACAACAGCAAGGACACCAAAAAACAGAAACAAAAAAUAACAACAACAACAACAUCAGCUGUAAAUCUGUGUGUGUGAAAAUAUGAAAAUGAAAGCCAAACAUAAAACGUGUGUUGUGGCGGCUGCGGCGGCGGCGACCGGCGUUGGUGUCGGCGCUGGUGAGAAAAUGAAAUCGGUGAUAUUGUAUCCAUAUGGACCGCUAACGGGGACAGGAUGUUGUCGCAUGCUACAUGCGAAAAAUUUGGCGUUAACAAGUGCGAUUUACACAAUUAAUAUGUCACUUUUAAUUGUUUUGAUUUACUCUUGGCGGAUAAACGUGAAUAUGCGGAAGGCGGAGUCGUUGGAGGAUGUCUACUAUGGUGUUCAAAUAGCAUAUUUCGCCAUUAUCGGCACACAAAUGUCCAUGAUAGUGUUGAGUGUUAUGCUGAUAUUCGGAAUUUAUAAGGAAAACCCCGGUCUCAUAGUGCCAUGGAUAAUUGGCUACAUCACAUUUAUGGCGUUGGAAGCGGUGGCCAUGGUCUACUCCAAUGUUUUACGGGAUCAUGUAAAUAAGCAAUUUGAUGCAAUGUGCAAAACGGAAGUGGCCUUCUUCAUAGUUCGUGCUGUCUUUAAUGUGCUCGCCAUGUGGGGCGUUAUGCGUUUCUACAAUUUGGUGCGUUCAGGCAUCACAUGGAAAGGUCCCGAGGUAAUUGAGCUAAGAUAUAACGCCACCGACUCUCACCAAGUCGAAACGCGCUUACCAAGUAGUCACACAUAUCAUCUCUCCUCCCAUUACCAAUCGCAGGCAAAAACCACUACGUCGGCAGCAGCAACGACGGCAUAUCAUCACUGUAACGGUGGCAGCGACAGCAAACAGCGUCGCCACCACUAUAUACCAGACGUGGAGCGCAAACCGACUGGCUGCUGCUUCUUCGACUUCGACGACUACGAUGAGGAUGACGAUGAUGAGGAGCUGGAAUGCGGCGAUGAUGAUUACGAUUACGAUGACUACUACUACGAUGAUGAUGAUGAGGAUAGUUCCGAUUGCACGAUGCUCGGCGCCAUAACAAUGCAUCAGAAGCGGCAGUGCCAUCGCCCACUGCGUCCGUCACACCUGCAUUCAUCGCGGCCGCGCAACAACAACAUACGCACGGUGUUGAUAAACAAACGGCAUCACAAGUACAAAAUCGCACAGCCGCAAACACGACUCGAGGUGAUCAACGAGUCGGAGCGCAGCGCGGGCAGUGGCAGCGAUGAGAACGACUCGUUGUUAGUCGCUUACGAUAGCGCGUCGUCGUUGGCGUCGGUUUGACAUUGGCCGGCGUGCGGUUGUAGUUGCUUUGGAAAUGCGCGAACGAACGAUGGAGCUGGCGACGUCUUGGAUAAUGAAGCGGCGACCGCAACAGCCGACGGCGAAGCGGCCGAAUUGCAGCAAUUACAGUUGCAAAUUUGGCAGCAGCAAUGGCUGCGACGACAGCAGCGACGUCAACGCAAAUGGGAACGCAAGCUUCAGCGUCAACGCCGAUGUCCAUUACGACGAGUCAACAGCGCUGUGAAUUUGGCGAUAAUGGUGCUGCUAGUUGUAGUCGAGAUAUACGCACAAGUUUCGGUACUGCUAUAGAAAGGAAAGUUUUGGCGCCCAUAUUGUUUUGCGAGUUCAAAAGUUUUGCGUGCUUCCAUUUAGCCCGGAUUUACUUUGUAGUCAUAGAGUAUCUACAAUAGUAAUCACCAUUCUUCGAUUGAGAUUAAAAGGCAUGCGAAAAGUGAAAAACAAUGAAAAGCUCGAGGGAAGCUUAUAUUUUUUAAUAUUCGCAACGCUCGCUGGUCCUUGUAAAGGGUCACCCAUUUCAAGGUUUCUUUCUUUUUUAAAGAAAAAGCACAGAAAAUUUGAUGGAGAAUGUUUGUUGUCAUUCGAAAGAGAGUUCUUUUACUUUUAUUUUUUGUCCAUCUGUUGAGUUCAAUUUUCGAUGACUCGUUCGACCAUUUCGACUAGUAACUGGCGAAAGACACGCGUGAAGUUUUGCUCCAACGCCUGAAUGGAAGCGGGAUUGUCCGCAUAAACUUUAGACUUUACAUAUCCUCACAGGAAAAGUCUAACGGUGUGAUAUCACACGCUCUUGGUGGCCAGUCGACCGGCGCGAAACGGGAAACUAUCUGUUCACCGAAGUGUUCCCUCCAUAAAUCCAUUGAUUGAUGCGAUGUGUGGGAAGUGGCGUCAUCUUGUUGAAACCAAAUGUCACCGAGAUCACGAGCUUUAAUUUUAGGCAUGAAAUAGUCGGUUAUUAUGGCGCGGUAAAGGUCGCCAUUGAUGGUAACGUUUUCAAUAAAUGAAAGGCUAUCGAAUCUCUUCAGGUUGGCAAUUUUGCUUGGUCAUAUACAAAUUUAGCCAGAAAUGGUUGACCAUAAGUCGAGCGAAGCGCGCGAAUAACAUUCUUUACAGAAAUUUCGUAAAUAUGUUGAACAAUUUGUAAACGUUGUUAAAAAAAGACGAAAGCUUGGCACGACUCACGCAUGAUCUGUCAAAAAACCUUUAUUAUUUCAUUUACAAUGUAAUAAUUUCAUUGAAAAAUCUUAUCACAAUCCGUCCGAAUGAUCCACAUUGAGAAAACAUAAAAGUGUUAAUUAAAACGGACUCCCUUUUCAGCUUUAUAUAUUUUGAAUCUUAAACCCAUAUCUCGUCAGUUUUACUGAAAUUAGCUUGUUCCUUCAUCUUAUUGCUUUUUCUUUGGGAAGCUUUCUCUCUAAAUCGAUGUUGAGAAGUUGGGAAUACCAAACGCUUGAACUAAGCCCUUUUCCCAUCAUAACAUUUAAUUGCAUAACAAAUUAUUCCAAGAAAUAAAGCUCUAACGACUACCUUCAAGCCACCCUUACAGUUAGAUAGGACAUUCAAUAAUAUUAUGAAGAAAAGUGGUUGUCAUCUUUUACCAAGAAAACUUCUAAGAAUACCUUGCGAUCGUCAAAAUCGGUCUUUAAAUUGCUGAAUUGAUGCGUCAGUCACGUAUAUUGGCUUCGGAAAUCUUAUAAAUUGUACCUUAACAAAAACAAAAAGAAAACGUUAACUUCAGCUGUACCGAAGCUAAUAUACCCUUCACAGGUGCAUUUCUUUUAGUAACUAUGUGUUUAAGUAAAUCUGAAGACGUAAGAAAAAGUAAGUAAAAAAAGAAAACGUUUUACUAAUUCUUUUUAGCCGGGUUGUUUGCUAGAAACACUAAGGUUAUAUAGUUAACCGAUCUGAACAAUUUCUUCGGGGAUUUUAUUAUUACCUUAAGCAGUAAUCCAUGUCAAAUUUCGUGAAAAUAUGAAGUAAAAUGCGGAAGUUUUCCAUACAAGCCCUUGAUUCCGAUCGCUCAGUUUGUAUGGCAGCUAUAUGCUAUAGUGAACCGAUCUGAACAAUUUUUUCGGAGAUUAAAUUAUUUCUCCGAGCAAUGACUCACAUCAAAUUUCGUGAAGAUAUGUUUUAAAAUGCGGAAGUUUUCCAUACAAGCCUUUGAUUUCGAUCGUUCAGUUUGUAUGACAGCUAUAUGAUAUAGUGGUCCGAUAUCGGCAGUUCCGACAAAUGAGCAGCUUGAAGAGAAAAUAACAUCUGCAAAAUUUCAAAUCGAUAUCUUAAAAAUUGAAGGACUAGUUCGUAUAUAUACAGACAGACAGACAUGGCUAAAUCGACUCAGUUCAACAUACUGAUAAUUUAUAUAUAUAUAUUUUAUAGGGCCUCCGACGCUUCCUUCUGGGUGUUACAAACGUCGUUACAAACUUAAUAUACCCUGUUCAGGGUAUAAAUAUAUAUCUGUCAUAGUUCAUUUGUUUGCUGAACUUAUAAGAGUUAACAAUUAACUACUUGAGAACAUAAAAAGAUUUAGUCGAGAUAAAGUGGAAGCAAAAUUUACUCAAGUUAAAAAAAAUAGAAAAAUGGUUAACUUAUAGUAAAAGAAAUUUAAGCAUUUCAAGCGAUUUUCUUACACCCUUCAAAAAUAAAUUCUUCAUUAUUUGGGCAUUAUUAAAUUUCAUAACUAAAAUAAAGAUAAACUAGCGGCUAUUUGCAUUACGGUAAACUUUUGCUUACUUCCGCUGGAAGCUUUUCGGAUUUCCUUCACAACUUUAAUGGCUUUUGAUGAUGGCAGUCGUAAACCGCACCACCUAGCUGUUAUAUACACAUACAAAUAUAUAUGUAGGCACAAGAAAUGCAUGCAAAUAUUAAAUUAUUAAUGGAGUGAUGAGUUUAGAGAUCUUUUAUUUUAAUAGUUUAAUGGAAAUAUGAAGUAAAAUCCAGCUAAACACGCACAAAAGCAAUAUAUUCUGGUGAACUUUAUUAGAGAUUUUCAUUUUUGUUUUAAAUAUAAAUCGCAAGCAAAAAGUAAAUAUCUAAGUAAUAAACUCAAGCACGUGCUCAUAAAUACAUAAUAUACCUCCCAAGCUCGGUAGGAAAUAAAAUCGUGAAACAUAUUAAAAGAGGUUCAACCACUUGAAUCUUGAUACCCUUAAAUUUUCUGAACCUUUUAAUCAUUUUUUUAACUCUACGGGUUCAAAAGUAGUCAGAAGUAUAAUGGUAGAUUGCUCCCGAAAUCCUUACAACCCUUGAAAAAUUGAAGAGGAGCUACUACUUGAAAGUGUAUUGUUAAAUGCGAGAGAAAAAUUGAAUUGUCUAGUGAGAGGUGCUUUCCAACUCAUUGCCUAGUUCUUUGAACAUAAAUUGUAUUUCCUACUUAUCCUUCUUACCUUUACGAUUUCUUACACGAAAGCUUAGACUGCGAAAAUAAGGUAGCCACAGCAGAAAUUGCCGUCAUAACUUUUUAUAAUGUGGCAAUUCGACGUAAUGGAAAAAAGACAGAGCUGAGUUAUGUUCCCAAGAAAACGGAACAACAGAUUAUUACAGUAGUUUCUCACAGGGUUACCUACGAUGUGAAUUUUACUAUUAUUGGCGUGUAGCAUAAAAUACCACAAAUCUUUUAACCAUUCGUGACGUAUGUAACAGUAUUUUUCAAGAGUAUUCUGAACUAUUGUCAUCAUCUCAAUAUUCUAUUCUAUAAAUACCUCCCUAUAUAAUUCCAUCUUGAAAGAACUGUGAAUCUCUGAAUAUCCUCACUUAUACUUCGACCCUCAUCUCGAAGGUAUUGGAAACAAUUCGUAAUAGUCUUUUACAUCUAAUGUGUAUAGUCGCCUGAUGGCCCCUUCAUAAGUAUAUUAUUAAAAAACGUAUUAUUCUUCGGUAAAAAUUUCAAAUAAACAUCAUUUGGUUAGCCUUGCGAUAACAAAAUUACUCUAUUGUGAAUAAAUGAAUUGAGCAUAAUUACUAUACUGCGCUUUAUUAAUAUCUCUAUCACUAGACGAAAAUUAGUACAAUUUUUAACGGAUCUUAGGGAUUUAUCGUCUGUGACCAGUUUCUAAUUAAUUGAAGUAGUGGUUUGUAGUAGAAAAUAAGGUAUUGAAUUUACUGAGCCGGGCUGUAGACUUACAACCUAAAUAUGAUAUCAGAACAUUACAAAUUGAAGAAGUCAAGAAGUUCUCCUAAAAGUUCUACAAAUAAACCCCUUUCAUCACAAUGGUACCUAAGGUAUAAAAUAUAACCUCAUUAAUUAAUAUGGGCUUAUCGCAUAUAAAUAUGGAUAACUGGCUUCUAUCGUUUUUUUUUUACUCCUAUCUCUACGAGUUCGGCGCUAAUAAUGCUUCCGCAACUCUCUUAGUUCUUCCACCACUUGUUUUCCACAACUCUCCAUUGAAGGCUGUGGUGUGUAGAUACAUAUACUGUCGAUGGAACUAUUUAAUAUGCAAAAGCCGCCUCCACGAAACUAUCGUGACAACCAACUAGCAAGAGGUCGGAAGAGCAACUCUUGAAACAUUGACUCUCUGGUUGUUGCCUAGUUUAUUUGGCAUAUCCUGCUGUUUGGUUAAUUGUUGUUGUUAGGGCGAAAAACAGCGCGUUUAAUUGCUGUUAUUCGAAAAGUGUUGCAUGAAUUUCAAUGAGGCAUAUGAUGAGGCCAGCGGAUUACGGCGGCGCGCAAAAAAAUUGGCCGCUUUAACUGCUUAAUGUUGUCGGACCGAACUGGGUCGAAUUUCGUUGCGAGAAUGGUGAUUACAAGCAGAUUGCUUUUAUGGCUCUAUAGAAAGUGGAAAGGGCACUACAUAUAUACCAUAUACUUAUUUGUAUAUACUUAUGUAAAUAUAUAUACUGUGAAAGAAGAAGCGUGCAGCUAAGCAAAGCUCGAAUAUAAUCUAUGAAAGCGUGUAAAACAAAGCCAAUGUUCCGACAGUCGUGUUACUAGCAUACUUAUUGUGUAAGCAUUAUUAUACCGUUAUACUUUGUUGACGCCAAACAAACAAACAAACAAAAAAACUAUUGUACCAAACAAAGCUUAUAAGAUUUUGUGUACAAUAUAGUUUCUAGAUUAAGAUACAAUAAAUAUAAACAUAGAUAUAAAUACAUACAUACAUUUAUGUCAGAUUCAAAAAAGGCGAACCAAAAUGUAUUGUAUUGUAGCAGGACAAUAGCAGUAAAGCAAAUAAGCAUUGACACCAUCAAAUAGUUGUAAUUGUAGCUUAUUUAUAAUAACUGUUAAGCAAAAGCUUUAUAGCUGUACUUGCAUGUACAUAUGUAUAAAUAAAAUGUUAAAUAUACAUAUACUAUAUGAUUAAAUUAAUAAAUAAAGCAUAAUAUUUUAAGCGAGUAAAAUACUUGAAGAUACUCUAAAUUACUUGAAAUCAAAAUUUAGUUAGCUGCAAUAUUAAUAUGCAUAAAUUAAGAAACAAAUUUAGUUUAAGUUAUUGAAUUUUUAUUUUAAGGGGUUAGGUGGGUCUCAAAAUUUAACAAUUUUAAGAAAAAAAUUUUGUCAUAUUAUAUAGUGCAAUAUGUUUAAUAUAUUAUCGAAGAAUAUCAAAUUGACCCGAGAAAAAUUCUAAAAGAUAGACCCUUUGGAAACUCCGCCCAAGAGGGCACGUCUGUUUGAAUGUAAGCUUUGAAAGCAAAACUAAAUUUUUUAAGUCAGUGGAAACGAUUUCUCAAAUUUGUUCAAACCUUUGAAAUCACACUUUCUAGUAAAUGAACGAAGAAUUUUUUUUGUGUUUAUUACAACUUUUUUUUUUCGUGGCCAAAAAAGUGAGUUUUUUAUUCAAAAUCUGUCAAAAAUUUAAAAUUUAAUUAAUGUCUUUUCUUCGUUCAUUAACUAGAUUGCCUUUGACCUUGCAAGUCUAUCCAGUUUUCUAAUAAUCUUGAUCUUGCUACCAGUUUUCAACUGAUAAAUCAAGGCUGGAAAUCAGCAUAGACCCUUCACAUAAUAAAAAAAGUAAGGAAGGGCUAAGUUCGGGUGUAACCGAACAUUUUAUGCUCUCGCAAUUUAUUUAUUUAACUUAAUUAAUAUUACAUAAUAUACAAUUUGACCCACAUAUUCGUCAUAUAUAUUAUAUAAAGUCCAUUGAAAGUUGGAAACCCUAAUAUUAUUAAUUAUGUUCGAUAUAUGGGGCCUUAAAAACAUAUGGUCCGAUUUUGGCGAUUUUUAGAAUGGGGCUGCCACACUAUAAACGUAGUAUUUGUGCAAAGUUCUACACCGAUAUCUUCACUAGUGCUUACUUUAUAUAUUGUAAAGUUAACGAUUCAGAUCGUCUUCAAAGUUCUGGUAUAUAGGAAGUAGGCGUGUUUGUGAAGCGAUUUGGCCAAUUUUCACAACAUCUUAUUGGGAGGUAAGGAAACUAUUACAAACCAAGUUUCAUUGAAAUCGGUCUGGUAGUUCCUGAGAUAUGGUUUUUGACCCAUAAGUGGGCGACGCCACGCCCAUUUUCCAUUUGCUAAAAAAAUCUGAGUGCAGCUUCCAUCUGCUAUUUCUUUUGUGAAAUUUAGUGUUUCUGAAGUUUUUCAAUUUCAAUUAUUUUCAUGGUGUGUGGUGGGGUACGUAAGAGAAUCGACUGCAGAAAGAAUUUUUAUAUAGCUUCAUUGGUUUGCGAGAUAUAUACAAAUAACCGAUUUGGGGGCGGGACCACGCCCACUUCCAAAAAAAAUUACAUCCAAAUAUGCCCCUUCCUAGUGCGAUCCUUUAUUCCAAAUUUUACUGUUAUAACUUUAUUUAUGGCUUAGUUAUGACACUUUAUGUGUUUUUGGUUUUCGCCAUUUUGUGGGCGUGGCAGUGGACCGAUUUUUGCUCAAGCAACCCUCUCACUGCCCCAAGGAACAUGUGUUCCAAGUUUCAUUAAGAUAUCUCAAUUUUUACUCAAGUUAUCGAUUGCACGGACGGACGGACAGACGGACAGACAUCCGGAUUUCAACUCCACUCGUCAUCCUGAUCAUUUACAGUCAAACCUGUAUAAGCGAGAGUUCAAGGGAGCACAAUCUUAUUAUCGCUUAAAGAGGUUUCUCACUAACCCGAGUUUCUCGCUAAUGCACGUACAUAUGUAGUGUUUCUCUCUUAUAGAGGUACGCAGCAAUAACAAGUCAGAGCAAGUACGAAUGUAGUAAAUAUGUACAUAUGUAAACUCACUCUGAAUUUCAUUCCGCGAUUUUCCGGAUUCAAACGCAUUCACUAUUUUAAUCUUAUCACUUAAUGACAGUACUUUGAUUUUUCUUUUUGACAUGAUGCAGAGCAGAACUUUCCUUCGCAAUUGAUAACUAUAAACUGAGUAAGUCCGACAAACAGGACGGUAAACAAGCACACGUGUCCAUUCGAAAAAAAUGCCAUAGAGUAACAGCAUUUUUAGUUCCACGAAAUAGAAUUCCACGAAAAAAUUACAAAACAAUGGUCGGAAGUUUCACAAAAGUUAAGAAUGAGUCAUAAAAUUGCAGAUGUUAAACUUGUAAAUAAAGUUCGUCUCUCGCUUAUAGAGACCAGAUAAGUAGCAGUCUCACUUACGGAGGUCUAUGAGGCAAAAACGACUCUCUCUUACAUAGGUUUUUGUUUCUCACUAAUAGAGGUUUUGGAAGCUUAAAAUGACGGGUCCUAGCUAUUACUCCCACUUAUAGAGUUUUCUCACUAAUCCAGUUCUCCAGGUUUGACUGUAUAUAUAUAUAACCCCAUAUCUAACUCUUUUAUUUCUUGGUGACACAAACAACCGUUAUGUGAACAAAACUAUAAUACUCUGUGCAACAGGUUGCGAGAGUAUAAAAAGUAAACCAAUGGGUUCAUAUAACAUACCCUUGGCCAAUUACCAGACUCAUUUGUUAAUAUAAUAAUUAAAAUUAGUUCCAAUAAGUUGAUGGUAUCGCUCAAGUUGUGACAUAUUCCACCAACUCUAAUGGAACUACUUGGGAUGAUGAAAUGAAAUUAUGAGAUUGAUGCAGAACUAUAAGGGAGGCUGGUCUCUUUAGGAUAGUUUAUACAUCAAAUAAAGACAUCUUGUUUCAUGUACUUUUUUUAAUUUACCAUUAAGAAAGUAAGUUUGUUGACGAGAUUUCUAACCUUUUUGAUAUGGUUUCAGUAUAAGCUAAAGCAUAAUAAACAUUAUCAGUAUACUGAACACCUGACAGCUGGUUGACAGAUUUUUCUCUAGGCAUCCUAAGCUUACUUCUGAAGGUCAUGAAGACGUAUCGAUACUUGAUAUCGUGUAUGUGAUUUCAAUACUUUUUGGACUAUCAAUUCCGGUCUAGCUUGAUUUAUAUAUAACCAAUUUAUGCAUAUAUUUGUCGAAACUAACGCCAGCUUAGGUAUAGGCAAGUUGGGAUGAAUGGUAUCACAAAUUUAAUUUUUAAGUAUCUUUCUUAACCCUUCCCUAUUUAUUCUUCUUGGCUCAUACCUUCAUUCAGCAAAUCUAGCAAGGACUGGGCUUGUUCAUUCGUAUCUAUUUGCUUACUGAUAUCACAGAAGCUACAUAUAAAUUGCUCAAAAUAUCAACUCCACAAGAAUAUAAAUAUGUAAAAUACUGUAUGGAGAAUAACACAAUUUCCAGUUUAUUAAUCGGUUCCAAAGGUUUUCAGUUUCUCUUAUUACUUGUAAAAAUUUAAGUUGUUCAAAACAUAUUUAUUCUUCAGUUCUUCUAUUCAAUCACUUACAAGUAAUAUCAAAAUAUACACAUAUGAAUUCUUCAACUAUAAACUUAAAUAAAUUUAAUAUUACCGCAACUGCUUCUAACUUAACCAAAUACUUAGAUAUAUGAAAGUAAAUUAAUAUCUCAUUGAAUAGUUACUACUAUCAAAUCAUACAUUCUUCAUUCUUCCUCUCAAGUCUUCAUAACAGCAAAUAAACGUAAGAAGUAUGUACAUAUACACAAAUGAAUAAACACUCAAAAACAAAAUUUAAUCUAGAGAAUGUAAUAAAUAAGUAGGCCAAAUAAAUAAAUAUGUGAAAAUAUGAAUUUGUAUCAAAGAAGUAUUAUAGCCAUAGCUUACAAGUAGUAGAAGAGUCUUAGCGAAAUUUUAUUUUUACAAAUUUGAAGUUCAAAUGUAAAUAUA
This is a messenger RNA of Zeugodacus cucurbitae (melon fly), 11782 nucleotides long. RefSeq lists its product as uncharacterized. The coding region runs from base 1523 to 2731 and encodes 402 amino acids. The record is from RefSeq and is a predicted model, not a curated record. The transcript is spliced from 8 exons. NCBI's taxonomy places the organism in Eukaryota, Metazoa, Arthropoda, Insecta, Diptera, Tephritidae.